AUGGAUUACAAUGGAGAACUGAUACCAGGCACAGUGCUUCACUGGAACUACAGAGGAUUCACUGAAUUUCCUCUAAGUCAACUUGAAGGUGACGAAGCAGAUGUCACAGAUAUAUAUUUAAAGGAAAAUCUUUUAACACGUUUACCAAGUAACAUCGGUAUUUUGGAGCAUUUAGAGAGUUUGUAUGUAAGCGGUAAUGAUAUAACCGAGCUACCAAGAGAGAUAGCGAAGUUGCGAUGUCUCAAGUGUUUAGAUGUGAGUGGGAAUAGAUUGAAGCGUAUUCCUGAUGAAAUAGGCGAAGCGCGAAAUUUGAAGUUUCUAAUACUGGAUGAAAACGAGUUGGUGGAGCUUCCGUUAAGAAUUGGCGAACUGAGACGUCUACAGUACCUAUCGGUUUGUGAUAACAAGUUACGAUGGCUUCCUCAAAGACCUGUAUACAACUACCAUCACUGUGAGUUUAGAUUCUGGAGGAACACUUGUUUGAAGACUCUGCCGUACUCGCUGUGGUAUCACAUGUUUAGAGAUCAGCAAACUAGAUGUCUGAAUAUUGGAUGUUUAGGCACUGCUUCGAAUCAACCGAGCAAGAGAAUCAACAGCACAUGUAAAUUAAAAAUAUGUCGCGAUUCCGUAAAUUGGACGGUUUUAGUAGACCAUCCGGCUCAAUACAAUAUAAUAUCAGAACCAUCAACUAACUCACCGCCAAGUCUGUAUGAGAUGAGCAAAAGACAGUUCUAUCAAAUGAUAACGAAGGCUGUGAAAAAGCUGAACCCACAAACGUACAGUUUUUACUCAGAACAUGUGAGAGAAAAUCUUUAUAAUGAACACAAUAAUAACAUAAUAGUUUUACAAGAUAAUUUCCAAAACUUUACCAUCAUAAGCACUGAUAAAGAUAAUAACAAUUGUGAGAAAAGCGGCACCAAUCACAAGCCAACAAAGGAAGAACAAUUUAGCAAACCUUCGAAACCUUCGAAAGGUUAUUACGUGCCAGCAGAUAUUAUAAAAGAUCAUUUUAGUUUUCUACCUAAUUUUAUAAUGUCUGAUCUCAGCAACGGCCCUAUUUCAAGAUGCGAAAACGUGCAGUGCAAAGUACCAGUUUUUGACUACGCGUAUUUUGAAUUUUGUUUUGGGGAAAUCGUGCUUAUCGAUAAAAUUGAAGACAUUCUGCUCAGUGCCACAUUUUGUUCAAAGACUUGUGCUGACAUAUGGAAGAGGACUAAAAACACAAUAUCAUGGACUUUGUUGUGA
This is a messenger RNA of Arctia plantaginis, 1245 nucleotides long. The record is from the annotation of a GenBank genome assembly. Lineage: Eukaryota; Metazoa; Arthropoda; Insecta; Lepidoptera; Erebidae.